This is a messenger RNA of Benincasa hispida (wax gourd), 357 nucleotides long. RefSeq lists its product as uncharacterized. Lineage: Eukaryota; Viridiplantae; Streptophyta; Magnoliopsida; Cucurbitales; Cucurbitaceae. The record is from RefSeq and is a predicted model, not a curated record.
UUGAAUCAUCACCAAAAGAAAACACACCAAAGGAAGAACAAAACAAAACACCAAAAGGAAAAUGGCCAAGAAGAUUAUUGCAGUGUUUUUCAUGUGCAUUGUUGUGAUGGCUGCUUUUCAAUUUGCCACUGCCAAUGAAGAGGUGGAAAAAUAUGAGGCCAAAUUUGAGGCCAAAUACAAGUCUUGCUAUGAAACUUGUGAGAAGGAAUGCCUUGAAGGAGGCAAUGGCCAAAGCUUUUGUGAAGUUAAAUGUGAUGAGGAUUGUGAUGAAAAAGAAACCGCUGAUAAGCUACACAUCGAAUUGCAUUGAAUAAUGAUCGAGGAACAAAAGAAAAGAAGAUUGCUUGAGAAGGAUAU